UGGCUAAUUAAUUACCGCUGACUACAAUGAGCUAAGUGUUUGAGUGCCUAGGGAUCUCCACUAUUCAGAUGCGCAGAUUAAUCGCGGCAAGACCGACUGAAAUCCUGCGUUCUAAGGUGCUACUGAUUAACUUUAGCGCUAGCUUUGGUUUUUUCUCGUGUUUGAUGAAAAUGGAUAGACUAGAAAUCACUGGAAUGAGAGUUGAGCCUUGUGUGAACUCACGCUUCAUUCAGCCUUCCAGAGUUGUCUUCAAUCAGGUCAGUACUGUCAAAUAAAGAUUUCAAAAUGCCUUUCGAAAAUAAUUAACACUGGAUAAACUUCGGAAUACCCGGCCAAUUAUUUGCACCUCGCUAAUUAACAAUACUGUCCAACUGUGUUAUGGGGGUAACGCUUCGCUUUGAGGGCCCCAGUUGAGGGCCAUUCCAAUCUUGUACCAAGAGUCCUCUGACUUUGGUACGAGGUUGGGGCUAUUCUAUUAAUAUCCCCCUCCCACAAUGGAUGAGAUUUUUCUGAGAGGGUCUUCUUAAUUUUUUUUGUCUGAUGGGGGUGCUGUGUCAGUACUUUUGACCUUUUUUCUUGGGGGGAAGUGGGGCGGGGUGGGGUUGGGGACAGGGUUGGGGAGGUGGCUAUUAAGUAAAGGGCCCUGAAGCAUUUCAUAAGGUGACAGAGUAUUCUGAAGUUGCUUCACAAAAAAAUUCUUGUCUAAGGUUUUUUCAUGGAACAGAUUAUACAGAGGAGUAGCAAACUCUUUGCGGAGUAAUGGGUUGUAAGUGUGUCAUUUUUACGGUGUAGGACAACACACCCAUAUCACACCACCCUGGCAAAAUGUUUAUUGAGUACUCCUUCCCUUCCCCUCUCAGGCAAUUGUUUCUGAAGCCUACAUUCUGGCUCAGACCCUUUACUGUAGCACAAAAUUAUUCGCGUACAAAGUACAGAAGACACUGUCUGAUACCAAGCCAUGUGAUGCCUUGGCCCUGAAGUUAAGCUAUAGAAAUUUGGCAAAGCUGAGCAAAAUACUUUAAAGCUAAGGUUGUGACUUUCCCUGUUCAAAGUUUAAUAUAUUACCAAUCCCAAUUUCUUACAAAUAUCCUGUCAGGGGUAGAAAAGACCUUACAUAAUAUUACAUAUUACUUACCAGUAGUGUUGUUUUUACGAUUCCAACUAAACACAUCUGUAGGACAGUUUUAGCAUUAAUUAAGACUUUCUUUCUAUUUUUGACAAAGAAUGGUCUUUCCAGAGAAUGGGACUAUAUCAAAGAACAUGAUGAGUAUGUCUUUUGAUGAAUAAUCACAUAAUAUAAGUUUACCUCUUAAACUGUUCAUAUUAUAUGCAUUAUUCUGAAAUUCCUAGAACCCUUGGAGAGUUGAGGCAAGCUUCAUAUAACUGGCUAGAGCACUGACAACUAAGGGCCAAAAAUGUAAUCAUUUUAAGAAUAUAUAUAAUUUUAACAAUUAAUGAAUGAGGCUGAGUAUCUUAUGAAGAAUUAUGGAGAUCAAGGAGGUUGUUAUCCGUCGAGGCCAUAGGCUGAGCCGGAUAACACCCUUCGCGAUCUCCAUAAUUCUUCAUAUGACAUGAAAGCUGAAUUCAAUAAUUGUUUUAUUAUUCAUUCAAAACAAUUCCUAGUUUAAAAACAUGGCUAACACAUGCUUACCUCCAGCGAUCCAUCGAUGUUAAGUUCAUCCACGAUAGUGCAUGUUUAGGGUUGUUCAGCUCCGCAAAUAUUCUCCAAAUAGCAUAUGUUGCCCUUCGAGUUGUCUUCUUGCUGUUCUUGCCAUGUUUUUAGUUAUUUUUUCGCCUAGUUCUUACUCUUGAAACGAGUGAAAUGUCCGCCAUUUUUCAAGUUCACAACCAAAACAACUCAACCUGGUCCCCAGAUCUUCUCAUUUAACGUUGCAUCAACCUGUAAGAACGCUGCAUUUUGAUGUCAGUUCCUGGCUAAACACAAAAUUCUUCCAAAUUUGGUCAUCAGUAACUGGUUAUCGUGUGAUUUUAGCCAAUCAGAAUCAGGAAAAUAUUUUGAAUGAAUAAUAAGUUGUAGUUAAUUUUUUAUCACAGGUAAUUUUUCUUUUUCUUUUGUUUUCGGGCAUGUUAAUGUAUGCUAAUGGCAUUGAAACAAAAGAAAAAUGAAAUUUACCUGAGAUGAAAAUCAACUACAACAUAUACUUAAAAAUACUAUACAGCCAAACAGGGUCUUCUUUCUUACUCCUAAAUCUACACUCUCUCAAUGACUUAAGGUCAAAAUAAGGACAAUGUCUAGAAAAUCUGGACAAUUUCACUGAAUUAUUUUAUUUUGUUGAAUAUUAGAAUGGUCGGGAAAGAAAAUGGGACUAUCUAAAAGUUCAUGAUAGGUAUGUGAAAGUUUAAUAACAUGUAAACUGGCGAAUGAUGGAAAAGUUUAACUUAUGAAUCACUCAGUCAAGAUCUUCAAUACCAUGUACACUAUUAUUUUUAGUGCUUGGAAUAAUAAUUACCCAAAAUUCCAGGUGAUUACAUAAUAUCCUGCAAUAAUAAAAUGAAAUCAGACUCGAGUUAGAAUACUGGUAAUGUUAUUUAAGAUGUAUCUUUAGUUUACUAUAUGUUUUGUACAUGUACAUAGGUGCAAUCAUAUAAAUUUCAAGUGCAUUGAAAGAACUACUCAAUGUCAUGCAGUACUACCAAUAAUAAUAUCAUACCAAUAAAACACAGCGUCACAGAUCAACAGUGUAUUAUAUAUGCCAUAGUCAACCUUGUCUCCAGGGUCUUCUGUUUUCUGAUAUGGUGGUGACACUGCUAUAUUCGGCAGCCCCCAGAGACGAUGUUGUGCCAUUGUUAGCCCUGUUGGUUAAGGAUGGGUGACCAUAAAUGCCGCAAAGGAAACACAACUUUUACACGUUAAGAUCUCAUUCUGUUAAUAAUGAUUAUAAAGGCAUACAUAUUGGUUACAACACUCUUUAAGUCUCUUCAGUAUUCAAUUCAAUAAGAAAGGUUCAGCAGUUCCUAGACAAUGUUUGCAAGAAAAAUUCAUGGUGUAAAAAACCUGAUGACUGUGUGUUUCCUUCUUACAGUGUGUGUGCACUGCUAUUCAACACAACAAGGCAAGCUUUUAUACUGGUGAAGCAGUUUAGACCAGGUAAGUUGACAAUGUGACAGCUGGGUUAGAUUACUGCACUUUUCAAUAACUCACAAACUGUGACCUUCAAAAGCCAACCAAUGUUUUUGUUCUUUGCUGCUGUCAAUCAUCUUAGCCGACCUCUCAGGAAACAGAACUUUUUCUUCAACAAGUUUAAAUGUUUUAUGGUUUUUGAUUUGGGACUGGUGGAUUUUGAUCAAUUUUGUGUUUCUGUGUUUCAAGGUCCAUUGCUUGUGAUAGUAAUAUGAUUAACAGCAGAAAAAACACAAUUCUAAGCUGGCUAUUGAAUUUCAGAGUUGGGGUGUUAUUAAAAAGCACAGUAAUUUACAAUUUGCUAAGUAAAUAAUAAAUAAAAAAAUGUAAGAUGCCCAUAAUACACCUUGAUUAGCCCCCCAAAUUUUGUGUAACCAUUGUUAGUAUCUCCUGGGUAUUACAGUCAUCCCAAGAGAAAAUGGAUAACCAAAAUGCCCAUAGUUUUGCAAAAUUUUGGAAGGUAAACAAGAUGUAUUAUGGGCAAUUUGAAAACAAUGAAUGGUUGUGUAAUCAUUUUAUUAUGUUCCCAUAGAACAAUCUCAUUAUUAUUGCUAACAUUCACUAGUUCACUGACUUGUCACGGGUACCCAAUGAGAAUAUAGUUCAAAACCACUUAAACAUAGCAUAAUUAAACAUAUUUUAGUAUUUAAACGGUGGAUAGGGGCAUAUUUUUUCUAUGUCUAAUGAUCCGGAAAUUUUGGGGAUCAAAACUUACCUUUUUGAAAAUUUCAGCCAGAAAAAAGGCUCGCGAAAAAGCUAGCUUACCUUUUUAGGAUAAAAAUCUGUUAAAAAUGGGCAAUUAUACCAAGUUUUAGAUGUUCGAAAAUCCUAGGAGAAGCAGGCAAGCAAGAAAUUUUACAACAUCUGGUCUGAAAAUUCUAGAUCUCAAACCGUCUUCCAAACAGGUAAUUUUCCAAAAAUUGACAUUGGGUGCGCCUGACUUGUUGGAUCACCUGUUUACAUUAAAAAAUACAUUGAUAAUGGCUUGAAAUUUAUGUAAAUGGAAACCUUACAGGUAAUUUUGAUUUCCCUCCUAGCUGUCUACAUGCAUGUUAACAGAUGUCUCCACAAGAAAACACUGAAUGAUGGUAGUGCCAUUUCCAUGACGACUGAAGAUGUAUCGGUCCCUAUUACCGCCCCAUUCACUGAAGGAGUAACUUAUGAAUUAUGUGCCGGAAUCAUUGAUAAAAAUAUGAGCUUACCAAGCCUAAUGAAGCUGGAAAUUCUUGAGGAAUGUGGCUAUGAUGUCCCUGAAGAGAACUUGCAAGAAGUUGCUUCAUUCCGUGCGGGUGUAGGAAGCACCGGUGCCUUGCAGACCCUGUUCUUUGCUGAAGUGACAGAUGAUAUGUGUGUGACCAAAGGAGGUGGAAAUACUCAGGAAGGGGAAAUGAUAGAUGUGUUUUAUUUACCUCUAGAAAAAAGCCGCGAAUUUUUGUUUGAUGCUUCGAAGCAUAAACCAGGUGGAUUGAUGUUUGCAUUCAUGUGGUAUUUCAACAAAUUUAAGGUUUAA
Messenger RNA from Porites lobata, 4652 nucleotides. NCBI's taxonomy places the organism in Eukaryota, Metazoa, Cnidaria, Anthozoa, Scleractinia, Poritidae. The record is from the annotation of a GenBank genome assembly.